AUGAACGAGUCAACCAGAAAGCAAGUACUUUCGAGGAGCCGCUUCCUGUAUUUUCGUCGCAAAGCCAUACGAAAGAACACAGCUCGUCAAUAUGAGAGUUAUACUGUCUUUAUUCCUCACUUGCUUCCUGCUUGGAUUCCUGGCCAGUAUAGGCAAUGGUCAGCUGAUUGGACGGGGCGUCCUUUCUACUGCACAAGGAACCACUGGUAACUUAAUACCCCAAGCCCCGACUCUCAACGAUGCCCUCACUAGUAUCCUUGGACCUCUUUUGAGUGGUAACUCUACCGGAGGAGGAAACAGCCUCACCGGUAGCCUGACUAAGCUCUUGACGGGUCUUCAAGAAGUGUCGAUCGGUGAUCUACUUCAAGGUAUUUUGAAUGGAAAUCUUUCACAACUUCAGAUACUACUUGGUCCUGUAAUCGAACUCUUAGAAAGCUUACCUAUAGUUGGCCCACUCAUAAUACUCCUAUCUCAAGUAUUGCGUAUUCCACUAACUCUUGUCGCAAGUAUAGUCGCUUUAUUACUCGAGCUCUUGUUGGUUCUCUUGAACAUAACGAGAAGCACGAGUGGUUGAUAAUUGUCUUAUACAUUAGCAUUCGUACAAUUUAAUUUGGAUAUGCAUAUUCAUAUAUUAUACGUGUUACAAUAAAAUGUGCAUUUUGUGAAAUAAAAUUCUAUCUCAAAAAUGAAAAA
Bombus huntii is the source of this 693-nucleotide messenger RNA. RefSeq lists its product as uncharacterized. Lineage: Eukaryota; Metazoa; Arthropoda; Insecta; Hymenoptera; Apidae. The transcript has 5 exons. The record is from RefSeq and is a predicted model, not a curated record. Bases 92 to 574 code for a protein of 160 amino acids.